Molecule: messenger RNA, 168 nt
Organism: Pediculus humanus corporis (human body louse)
Lineage: Eukaryota; Metazoa; Arthropoda; Insecta; Psocodea; Pediculidae
Exons: 2
Coding region: 1-168 (55 amino acids)
Source: RefSeq, a predicted model, not a curated record
AUGACUAACUUUUAUAUAAUUUCUUUAAUCAAACACGACGUCGUCGUCGUCGUCGACGACGACGUGGAUUUGUGGAUGGGAAAAGAUGACGAAGGGGGAGGAAAGGCGAGGAGAGGGAAAAUUCUUUUCGUAUCAUACACAUACAUAUUACUAAUUUGUGUAUUUUAA